CUUGUUUCUGUGACAACUUCUCGUAUUUGUUUCUAUUUUCUCUUUUUUGACAAGGACAAGGAGUUGUAGAGAAGAGCGAGGACAAGUAAGAAGAAGAUGUUGGCCGCUUCAGGGUCAAAAACGAAGGUGGUCCAAGACCCUGUGGUUCUGAGGCUCCAAAGUUUGCAGGAAACCUACUCAGCUUCUGCCGUCGAAGCCGCCAGAAUAGCGCUGGGUAUCCCGGCUGAGGAAAUCCAUGCCAAAGAUUAAGGCAAGGAUAUGCGUGAAUAGUUGUCCAUCUGUGAUGAAGGUGAAGGUGAAAGUAGGGCUAGGGUUUCUCACUGUAUUUAUUUAUUGAUGAACGACAAUUGCAUGAUCUUGUUCUAAACCUCUACCAAGGUACUACAUGAUCUUGAUCCAACGUAAAAUUUCUGUGAUGUACCUUACAGAUUCUUUUUCUAAUAACAAGACUUCACGAACAAAUACGAUGCCAAACUCACCGAUCCAAGUGAGUUCAGGAAGGAAUAUGUCCCAGAGGACAGGUACUACUUCUACAGGAAAUAUUUAUGUGGUACUACAGGAAAUAUUUAUGGGUUAUCAUCUAUGACGCCCUUGUGGCAGUCUGCACUGAACUUUGUGCGAGAUAAAUUGUAAUUGUAAUUGUAAAAAAAAGUACUAGUGGUAGAUCAUACCGUUACCGAUACUAUUAAGUAGUACAGUAGUACUUACAUUAACAAGAUGUAUUCACUGUUGUAGCUACAAUACAAGAUGUAACAUCUCCUGUUGAUCAUCUACUCUACAGAUAGAGGAAGAAGAAAACAGAUGAGAAUAAUCCUCACUAUCCACACUGAACAGACUAGUACUACAUUCUCAUCAUGAUUACAACAAUGAAACGAGGUCUCCCCGACUAAAGCAGCGGAAGAAGGAAUUGUGGAAUUUCAAGAGGGAAUUGCAUCUAGACGCUAUAGAAGAUGUCCUCACUGGCCACAGAAAUGCUCCAAUGCCUAAGCUGCGCGAGACGGGGCAGAAGAGAUAUCACCUGGCACAGCAACAGUUACGGAAUCUUGUUGUACUUGUACCAGAUGAAAUAUCUUUAUCUUUAUCUUCUUGUUGUAGCACUUUUGUGGGUAAAUUUGAAGUUGAAGGCACCAUUUUUUUCUAAUUUCUUUAUAAUUUUCUUUCUUUCUUCUACUGUCACUUUCAUAUUCAUAUAUCUUCAUCAUUUACAUUUGCUACCCUCCUCCUACUAGUACUAUUUUUACAUACGAACAUACUAACUGUUCGCUAUGUAGGCUAGGCUUUAGAUGAACAAUCUCCUCACCUGGCUGCAAUUGCAUUAGAAUAAUGGGCUCCUAUUUCACUUCCGUCCCCUCGCACUAGACUAGACCUGACGAGCAGGUAAAUGAAUGAGUGUUCUUGUUUCUGCUCCUAUUACCACUACUGUUACGAACGUACAUGUUCUUGCUCCUGUUCACACUGGUACUGGUACGCUACUGGUACCGCUACUGGUACGUACUUACACGUAGCUGCAGUUCUUGUCAAAUGCAGUAGCAGCACAUCCACAUCCACAUCUUCUAACCAAAGUCGGCGAAGGAGGGGAUAUUAGUAGCCCGCCAGCACCAGACAUGAGCGAGUUCGAUGCCGCCAUGGCCAUCCGAAACCAGCAAAUUAAGGAGGAGUUCGAAAAGAGGCAAGCAAAACGGGCAGAGCUGAUGAUCCAGGCUAUAUUAUGACUCGGAUCGGUGGAGUCUCCUACUAGGAGAUCCUUCUAGAUGACUUGGAUCAGUCUGCACUGAACUUUGUGCGAGAUUGUAUUGUAGUCGAAGAAUCAAGGCGAACGCGGGGAAUUGCCUUCUAGAUGACUUGGAUCAGUCGAAGAAUAAAGGCGAAGGCGGGGAAUUGCCUUCUAGAUGACUUGGAUCAGUAGAAGAAUAUAGGCGAAAACCAGAAAGCAAAUUUUAACUAAGUAGAAGUAGCCUUAGUUACUUAGUUGUAUUUCUCAAUAGGCAAGCUCGUUCUAACUAAAGCAGAUAGCGAACGGAAAAUGCAAUAUGCGGAGCAGAAGGCGAGAGAAAGUAAAGCAAGGUAUGAUUUUUAACUCCUACUUGUACUUGAUAUUGAUUAAGUAAAAAUACAUACCUACAGGAAUAGGAGUGAGUGGUCCCCAGCAGCAUGAUGAAUACGAAUAUUCUAUAGGGUAUGAACAUGAAGGCCUAAAAUACGACUAGUAAGACUGAUUCCACGUGAUUUCCACCAACCAAAAAGGAACAUGUACCAUUCCUCUACUAUCCAACAUGGCCUCGACCAUUCAAAAACUUCUGCUCGCCAUGGAGUCUACUUCCAUCACCCAAAAGCGAAACUUCUACACAACUCUACACUCAUCUACAGGCUCGACGCCUACAAAAAGGAAUUAAAAGUUGCGCAGAAGGAGAAGGCCAAGGCAAUACAAGAACGCAUGCAAGCAUGUUUGAAUGCGGCAGCCGCAGCGCACAAGGCUCACAUGGCGGAAGCGAGGGAAACCUAUAACAAAUUGGUCAGUCGCUUGGAUAGAGCGCAGACAUUUAUGGUGUGGAUGAGGAUCUGCUAUGUAUAGUGAAAUUUGGGAAAUGAUUUUCCGAUGAUUGACCGUUCAACUACCCGUGUAGCACGUCGCUAGCAACGCUAGUUGAUCAUGUCUCUGCCGAAUACAUCUACUUAACAAGCGUUGGUAAGGAAAUUGAAUUGUUGGGAUAACCACUGCUGCAACAUUAUAGAUGGGUUUAUUUGUCUUCAAAAAUAGGCUGUGUAGUUCUUGCAGAAGAACACAUAUCUUCCUCCUCUUCUUCCACUCUCCUGGCAUUCUUCAUUCGUCAUCGCGACAAUAAGCUGGAUCCAACUGCGUUAAAGGCGAGUAGUGACAAAAGUCUGGCGAUGACUCAGCAUCGCCUCAAAAACGCGAAAGACAAGAUGAGCCGAACUUGCGAUGAACUCCAGCAUCGACAAGCACUGGCGGAUAAAAAAUUAAGGGCCCGACUUACACGACUUAGCUUCUUGUUCUUGAAGUUGAAGAGUUCGGAUUCUAUUUCUUGAAACUAUCUCAUUUUUGACCUGUUUUUUCCUCUUCUUCCUUCGAUCCCUUCAGGGCGGUUAAAUAUUUUAUCUAAGUGGUGGGAAAGGGACAACAUGCCAUAAAUGAUGAAGAUGACUUUUUUACUCAGUGAUAGGGAAUUGGAUUACUUAGAAGCGUGGUUAAAUAAGCUCUAAGAGAACUAGCAGAACAGAAAGAGGAAAUUCGUCUGAAGAUAGAAGCUCAGAUUGUCGCUGCACAAGAGAAAUUCGCGAAAAUUCAAGCCGACGUACAAGAAACACUAGAAAGACAAGCGAAAGAACGACUAGAAAAACACGAAAACUUCGAAAAUCACUAUGCGGUAAUAAAAAUCCCUAUUCGGUAAUAGAAAUGGUGUCCAUCUUCUUGUUCUUGGUGUUAAAGUUAACUAUUGCUUGUGGCUAGAAGUAAGAACUAGAGCGAAGGCUUCCUGUAUAACAGAGCAGUUUAUAGCACGUAUGGAGUGGCAUGGAGUGCAUGGAGCACUUGCGCCACUCCCACGCAUGGAGUGCAUGGGGUGGCCGCGUGUCACGCAUGGAGUGCAUGGAGCACGAGGUGGCGCGCUAGCCUCUGCCAUCAGCCGCUCCCCUCCUGUCGAUCGAUGGAUAUAAGUAUAAGUAUAGGCUUAGUGUAUUAACUUUUGGGGCUGACGGGACGACGUUAGCGCCGGCGCUUAAUUAGUUUUAGCAGAUAGGAGGAUACUUGAUGAUAACUACCCCGCUCACGCUCUUUAGUUUUCUAUCUUCCUCUGGUCUUUAUUUUUUCUUGGUAGGUCUGUCUCUCUGCUCUACCAACACUAUAGGUUUAGUGUAUUCGUUUUUUUUUCCUGGCUAUAUAAGCUUCACCAAAAAGAAAAGUUUAUCUUUACGUUGUAUUCCUAUUCUCAAAAAUGAAGGUUGUCGCAUCGAACAGAAAGCAGUUUCUGA
Molecule: messenger RNA, 3990 nt
Organism: Amoebophrya sp. A25
Lineage: Eukaryota; Dinophyceae; Syndiniales; Amoebophryaceae
Source: the annotation of a GenBank genome assembly